AUGGAUCUCGCACAGCUUUACACCUCCUAUAUCGCCCAAAUCAAUGCUGGAUGUGAGCAAGGCGCCUUGUCAAAAUUUGUCAAUGACGGUGUGGUUCACAAUGACUCUGCUCCAAUGUCAGUGGAUGAAUACGCACAGAUCAUCAUCGAUAGUCAGGCCUCGUUUCCGGGUCUCCAUUUCGAUGUUGAAACGCUGGUGACAGAGAGUGCCAAAGGCGAGAAGGGUCGAGCUGGAGAUGGAACAGUUGCUGCAAGGAUCAAGCUCUCCUACAACAGUGAUACGGUUAAUUCGAACUCCUCACUUCAGACAACUCCGCCGCAAACGAACAAGGAGGUCUUCUACGAGCACGUCUUCUACCAGCUGGAGGGUGGCAAAAUCUCAAGAGUCUGGAGCCUUCUGGAUGGCGCUGGGCAGAAGUGGAAGGAGGGGCGGUAG
Messenger RNA from Capronia epimyces CBS 606.96, 435 nucleotides. RefSeq lists its product as uncharacterized. The transcript has a single exon. Lineage: Eukaryota; Fungi; Ascomycota; Eurotiomycetes; Chaetothyriales; Herpotrichiellaceae. Gene Ontology annotation, biological process: polyketide metabolic process. The record is from RefSeq and is a predicted model, not a curated record. Bases 1 to 435 code for a protein of 144 amino acids.